AUCGCGGGCGAGAGGCCGGCGGGGAGUGGGCGCCGGCCGGGCGCUGCGAGGCCGGGAGUCCCUGCGCACACAGCCCCGCGCGCUCCUUUCCCCGCGCCCGAGCGCACGUGCGCGGCCUGGCGGGACGUCCCGCCCGCCCCGUCCCGUCCCGGGCGCGGAGGCUUCUGCAAAGAUGAUCCCUUGGUGCGUGCUGCUCUUCCUCCUCGCAGUGGCGCGAGCCGCGGACGAGCAGAGCCCGGAGGCGGCCCUGGUGGGGCCCAACGCCUCGCACUUCUUCUCCUGGAACAACUAUACCUUCUCCGACUGGCAGAACUUCGUGGGCCGGAGGCGCUACGGAGCCGAGUCCCAGAACCCCACGGUGAAAGCCCUGCUCAUCACGGCUUACUCCUUCAUCAUCAUCUUCUCUCUCUUUGGCAACGUCCUGGUCUGUCAUGUCAUCUUCAAGAACCAGCGGAUGCACUCGGCCACCAGCCUCUUCAUCGUCAACCUGGCCGUCGCCGACAUAAUGAUCACGCUCCUCAACACCCCCUUCACUUUGGUCCGCUUUGUGAACAGCACGUGGGUGUUCGGGAAAGGCAUGUGCCAUGUCAGCCGCUUCGCCCAGUACUGUUCCCUGCACGUCUCAGCCCUGACGCUGACAGCCAUCGCCGUGGACCGCCACCAGGUCAUCAUGCAUCCGUUAAAACCCCGGAUCUCAAUCACAAAAGGUGUCAUCUACAUCGCAAUCAUCUGGACCAUGGCGACCUUCUUUUCACUUCCACACGCUAUCUGCCAGAAAUUAUUUACCUUCAAGUACAGUGAGGACACUGUCCGCUCCCUGUGCCUGCCAGACUUCCCUGAGCCAGCUGAUCUCUUCUGGAAGUACCUGGACUUGGCCACGUUCAUCCUGCUUUACAUUCUCCCCCUCCUCCUCAUCUCCGUGGCCUACGCCCGUGUGGCCAAGAAGCUGUGGUUGUGCAACACCAUUGGGGAUGUGACCACGGAGCAGUACCUGGCCCUGCGACGCAAGAAGAAGAAAACCAUCAAGAUGCUGAUGCUGGUGGUGGUCCUGUUUGCCCUCUGCUGGUUCCCCCUCAACUGCUACGUCCUCCUCCUGUCCAGCAAGGUCAUCCACACCAGUAAUGCCCUCUACUUUGCCUUCCACUGGAUCGCCAUGAGCAGCACCUGUUACAACCCCUUCAUCUACUGCUGGCUCAACGAGAACUUCAGGGUCGCGCUGAAGGCAUUACUGCGCGUGUGCCAGAGGUCGCCCAAGCCUCGGGAGGAGCGGCCACCCUCCCUAGUCCCCUCCUUCAGGGUGGCCUGGACAGAGAAAAGCAGCGGCCGCAGCGCUCCACUAGCCAACAGCCUCCUGCCGUCCUCCCAGCUGCAGUCUGGGAAGACAGACCUGUUGUCCGUGGAGCCUGUCGUGGCAGUGACCUAGAGGAGGAGAGCAGGAAGGGGCGGGGGGCAGGGCUCUGUCUCCAGAUGAGGCUGGGAAAGGGCCUGAGGGAGGACAAAGCCUGGAAAACAGCCUGUCCUCACACCCCUUCACAUGCUGGAAGCAGUUCCUGAAGAAGCCCAAGGACGUUUGAGUGCCUAGGCAACGCUGCCCAGGCUCCUCGACCCGAUAGAUGGGAAAAUGAAAAGACAGCACCCAGCUUGACACGUGUUUGUGAACUCCUGUCUGAGACAUGCUGGUACCCUGAGCCAGGGGACCCAGGACGGCUUCAGCCCCCAUGGGGGCUGAGUCGGUCAACUGCCUACACCUGUCAGGCAGCUGCCUUACAGCCCUCCCACCACUGAGCACCCACGAAGGACCCUGGAGUCAGACGUGCGGAGUGGCUGACCCAGAUGCACAGCUGUGCUUGAGAGAGGCCCGUCAGCCAGUGAAAGGUCAGUGAACCAGAGCCGGCGUGGAGGUGUGUAUGCCUCGCUUUCUGAAGUCGCUGGAGCUGGCUGAGUCCCGGUUCUGUGGCGGCCCAACACGUGACAAGAAAAUACCGUGACUGGGUUCCUUAAUAUAAAGAGGAAUUACUGAGUUUCCUUAAAACAAAGAAACACUAUUAUGGAAACUUUGGAACAUUCAGAGAAGCACGAAGAAGAAAAUAAAAAUCACCCCCUUCUCCCUCCAACUUCUGAUAAGUUCUGUCAAAAUACUGUGGCUUUCUUUGCAGCUUCUUUUCGUGUGUGUGUGUGUGUGUGUGUGUGUGUGUGUGUGUGUCUAUGAUUUUCAUUUCAUGCUGAAUUACACUUCUCCAUUUAGAAGUAAGCAAGAAACUGGGCAUAGCCGAGAACUCCUGAACCCCUCUCCCGGGAAUAGUGUCCACCAGAAGAUUUCGAAGAUGAGGUGUGAGAAGAGCCCAAGGGGAACACCGUCCCAGAGCGGACAGACUGCCUUCAUCCCGCAGCCAGUGGUGGCAAGGGCCCGGCUGAAGGACCUCUCCUCGGAGGGUGGCCAUUGUGAUGAACCGGGAAUAAAACUCAUCCAGGAGGCAUAAUUCCUCCUCUCCUGCAAGCACACAGAACAAGAGGUGGUGAAAUACUGCCCUGCUUUUGCAGGAGAUGAGGGAGAAGGCUUUCCAACAUGCUGGAAAUACCCGUGCUUAGACACCUCAUCCUCCCAAGCUGUCUGGUCAGGCCACUUCUCCUCCAUGUCAUCUGAAUAAUAAGGCUUCUUCACGCCAGUUCUCAUAAGACGACUCACUGUCAACAUCACUCUCUCACGUGUCACUUAUCAAACCCUAUGGCAUCGUGAUGGUCCUUACUGACUCAACUUGCCAGAGAAAUCUCAUUCCAGAGACAAUGAGUGUUUUCAUCACCUUCCAUCUGGCCCUGAGUGACUCACUGUGUCAUCCAGCAGAGAGACGCAUCAGGCAGGAGAGAGCUUCCUUCACCAGCCCUAAACAACUGCCGCUCUCACACUGGUUUGAGGUUUCUUUCUAGCACCAGAGAGAUCCUGAAAGCAAAGCAUGGUCAUGGAGCUAAGAGGGAAACUGAGGCUCAGGGAGAAGGGGUUUGUCUAAGGUUCACUUAGAUCUCUUAGCUGUUAAUUGAACCUGAACUUGGUCAUAUCAUCUGCUUCUCUGGAAGGAACCAUGGGGGUUCAUUAUCCUAUUCUCUCUAUUUACGAGGAUGUUUGAAAAUUUUCAAGACGUAAAGUUUAAAAAAUAAUCUUCUGAACAGUGGAUAGAAAAGUGACUUUCAUGGGACACAGAGAGCCUUUUAAGCCCAUAGGGAUCCCCAGGUGGAUUUUUUUUCAGACCAAGUGGCUCCCAGGCCUGUGUGUAUUGUCUCUUAAUGCUGCCAUGGAAAUUCUUACCAGAAAGAGAACAGGCGACAGGGUUACAGAAAAUUUGUCCUGCUCUGAAAUCACGGGGAAGGCUUCACUUUGUUCCUUCCUCUCUGAGGGCAUCUAGAAAUUCUGCCAAGUCCCAGAGAAGGCUCUUCUCUGGUGGAAGACCCUCCCCACUGAUGGCUCAUUAAGUCUGGGUCUCCUGUCAGCUCCCUGUCUCCCCCCACCCCACGUUCCCUGUGUGCCUCAGAGCAGAAGUGAUUCGUGUUUGUGAAUGUGACGUGUGUAAAACUGGAAUCUUUCCACUGUGCUGUCAUGAGGACUUGACUGUAAAUUGCUCCCGUCUCAAUAAAAUACAUAGUGGGUGUGUGGCCUGUGCUUCCCGGAUUUGUGAUGAGGCCACAGCUGCUGACCUUUCAAAUGGGGAUCCACGAGGAUUAGAUGAAGAGAGCGUGGAGAGCCUCGGCCCUCACCUCUACAUUUCACAGCUGCACAAAAGCCCAAACACUGAGCGGGUUGAAAACCUCUGGUUAGUGCCUUCUUCCACAGAGCUGGCUGCCGAGGCCCUUCUUUUGUGAAAUCUGUGAAAUGAAUCUGUGCUGAGUGAUUUAAGCCGGGACUCCAGCUGUUCCUUGGUGAUUCAGGAGGAGGCGAAGCUGCCGCUCCC
Globicephala melas (long-finned pilot whale) is the source of this 3941-nucleotide messenger RNA. It is a transcript of the gene GPR83, whose product is annotated as G protein-coupled receptor 83. NCBI's taxonomy places the organism in Eukaryota, Metazoa, Chordata, Mammalia, Artiodactyla, Delphinidae. Gene Ontology annotation, cellular component: plasma membrane. Gene Ontology annotation, biological process: neuropeptide signaling pathway. The record is from RefSeq and is a predicted model, not a curated record. Gene Ontology annotation, molecular function: neuropeptide Y receptor activity.